AUGGCCGACGUGGACGACAAGGAAAAGGCUGAAAAGCUUGCCGCCGCAAAGAAGCGUUUCGAGGAGUUGAAGAAGAAGCAGAAAGGCAAGAAGGGCGGCAAGAAGAAGGCCGACAAGGCCGAUACUACAGAAGAGAAGGGCGAUGCGACCACGGAUACACCUGCAGAUGGCGACGCAGCAGAAGCCGACGUCGAUGCCCCUACCCACGAGAAGACGACCAACGAUACACCACCAGUCGCAGACGCCUCAGACGAUACAGCAGAAGAGAAGACAGAAGAGGCAACCGAAGAUGCAGCACGUAAGCCAUCCCAGUCCGAGCAGUCCCGCCAACGAUCCGCCUCAUUCAGACAAAACUCUGGUCUCACCUCCCCGAGCCUGUCGAAAUCGCCUGCUCUGCCAUCCAUCAGUGCCGAGGAUGAAGUCCAGGACAUCUACCGCAAGCAAGCAUCACGAAUCGAAGAGCUGGAGAAGGAGAACAAGACGCUUCAGGACGCGCAAUCAAAACUGCAAAAGGUCCAGGAUGAGCUCGAGCAGUUGAGAGAAAGCAGCGGUGAUGUUGCUGAGCUCAAGUCUAAGGCUGCACUGGCUGACAAGCGACACGACGAAAUUGAGAAGCUGACGUCCGAGUUGACAUCGGUACAGAGACAACUUUCUCAGGCGCAACAGCAAGUAGCCGAUAAGCGACGCAAAUCCAAUGCAAGUCCAUCACGCGAAAUUCAGGCACAACUAGCAUCCAAGACAUCGACCAUCGAGUCGCUAGAGCUGGAAUUGUCCAACCUCCGAAACCAAUACAACAUGUCGCAGUCCUCCGUCUCAGCUCACGAGGCUACAAUCAAGGAGCUGGAGCAUCGCGCAACCACAGCCGAGCAAGUCGCCGAAACAGCACAGAAGGAGAUUGAGACAUUGAAAGAGACAAUCAACAAGCCAGUUGAGAAGAAAGAGAAUGAUGCGGAAGACCCAGCUGCCCUACAAGCAAAGAUUACAACUCUGGAAUCCGAUCUACGCACCGCCCAAUCAUCCGCAGACACAGCAACGAGCCGCGCCACCUCCCUCGAACAGAAAAUUGAGACCCUCACGAAGCUCCACAAGGACCAAACCAACACCCACGACUCCCAAAUCAAGGACUUGACUUCCAAGCUCGCGUCACUCAAAACGUCCCAAACGCCUGCUGCAAACGAUACAGACUCCAUCGCCGACGAUGCCAACGACCUCGAGCGCGAGCAGCUACACCAACGCAUUCGCGACCUCGAAGCCGAAACCACUGAUCUCCGCCGUGGCGUAUGGCGCGAUCAAAGAGCAGCUCUCCAACCAGACAUCAACGAUGCCUCGCCAGGCUACGAAGACGUAGACUUGAGUAACCCCUACGCGGCCCCGUCAUCUUCACAUCGCCCGCAAGCCCGCACAGGCAGCAGUUUCCAGGAUGUACUUCAAAGCGGUAUCAGUGCUUUUACUGGCGGUCAGAGGAAGCAAUCGUUGGGUUUGCUGAGUGAAGAGGACUUUGAUGAGGAUUCGUUCCGUGUGGCGCAAGAGGAAGAGGGUAAGAAGAGGAUUGAACGAAUUAGAGAGGUUAAGCGUGGUUUGGAGGAUUGGAGGGGAUGGCGUGUUGAUCUUGUGGACUUGAGGGCUGGAGGUUUGGGUGGAGGUGCGGCUACUGGCCCCAUGUUUGAAGUCUGA
This is a messenger RNA of Aureobasidium namibiae CBS 147.97, 1674 nucleotides long. RefSeq lists its product as uncharacterized. The record is from RefSeq and is a predicted model, not a curated record. The transcript has 4 exons. Bases 1 to 1674 code for a protein of 557 amino acids. Lineage: Eukaryota; Fungi; Ascomycota; Dothideomycetes; Dothideales; Saccotheciaceae.